Molecule: messenger RNA, 195 nt
Organism: Dovyalis caffra
Lineage: Eukaryota; Viridiplantae; Streptophyta; Magnoliopsida; Malpighiales; Salicaceae
Source: the annotation of a GenBank genome assembly
AUGUCCAAGCGGGAACAUGUAGCUGAUGGAAAUGACGUCAAGAGAAUGUUUGCAAAAGAUAUGCUCUUGAGUCUUGAGUGUAUUGUUCCUCACGGACCUAAAUUAAUCUCUCCGAUUGUAGCUUGGGGCGCCUAUUUUGCAUCAUAUCAACAUAUUCUCAACCUUGAAAUCGAGGGUUUGGCCAGUGGUGUCUGA